Lachancea fermentati is the source of this 2619-nucleotide messenger RNA. NCBI's taxonomy places the organism in Eukaryota, Fungi, Ascomycota, Saccharomycetes, Saccharomycetales, Saccharomycetaceae. The record is from the annotation of a GenBank genome assembly.
AUGGCAAUGCGCGUAAAUUUAACACCAGCGCAGCGACAUCCCGCUACAUCAUCCAGCACACACUACGCGUUGAAGCAAGUCGUUGGCAAGGGCGCAUAUGGUAUUGUGUACAGGGCGAUCAAUCGACAAACACAAAAAGAAGUAGCCAUUAAAGUGAUCGAGUACGAUGAUGAGGAAGAGCUUAAUGAACACAUGUUGGAAAUUGACCUGCUUAAAAAUCUCAGACACCAAAAUAUUGUUAAAUAUCACGGAUUUAUUCAAAAGUCUCACCAGCUGUACAUUCUGCUAGAGUAUUGUUCGCAGGGCUCUUUACGGGAUCUGGUGAAAAGAGGUCCGUUGGACGAGUCCGAUGCAAAGACUUUCAUAAGACAAACUCUUGAAGGUCUUAAGUACCUGCAUGAGCAGGGUGUGAUCCACAGAGACAUCAAGGCCGCUAAUUUACUGCUUGACUCCCGAAAUGUGGUGAAACUGGCUGACUUUGGAGUUUCUACACGUGUGAACAAUCUAGCGAUGACAUAUGCUGGCUCGCCCAACUGGAUGGCCCCAGAAGUCAUGCUCGGCCAAGGCGCCUCCACCGUCAGCGAUAUAUGGUCUUUGGGUGCAACUGUGGUUGAAAUUUUAACGGGGAACCCACCAUUCCAUAAUCUCGUCAAUGAAGCCGCAUGUUACGCCAUUGUGCACGACUCUUACAUCCCUCCCAAAUCAUUGUCGUCAUCGUGUCGACGCUUCUUAUCUUCAUGCUUUCAAAAGAAUUUAUUUAAGAGGCCGCGCGCUUUAGAGCUCCUCAAUCAUGAAUGGUUGAGCGAGACGAAACAGUCAAUUUUAGAGAGGUUCAAGGAACCGGAAUCGGAUAACUGGGACAGUGAUUUUAUUGAGGUAGAAGUUUCACCCUCGAAAGAUCAUGAUAUUCACGACGAGCAGUAUUACUUGAAGCAGCUAACUCAAGCUCGUGUUGAAUGCCAUCCCCACCUUAUCUUCAGUGAAUGCGACUUAGGCGCCGUCGUUUCGUGCUUGAUCGAUCUCUGCAAACGGGGCCAGAUGAAGAACGUCAAGGAGAUGUUUACAUAUGAUCUAAAAUACAACGAGGGAAGAUGCAGGUCAUUAUUUAUUACCAUUGGUGGUUUGACUUAUCUACUCAAUCACUGUCCGGUGGUUGAGAAUAUUUUAUCGGAGUGUUUCAUAAAUGAUAUGCGUGAGAUGAUUAAAUGUGGAAUAUUGGCCCAUUGCAAAAGCUUCUCUGACCCACUUUUAAUUCUCUCCAUUUCCUCGACUUUCCAUGAACUUGUGGACUACAAGAUCUGGUGUCAGUGGUGUUCUCAGCUUCCAAAUAUGGUAGAAUCUAUAAUUUACGGAUUAGAAAAUAAUGAGAAAAUGGCGGAAGAUAUUCUGCUCAAGCUAUCAGCCUCAUCUCUGUUUCCAAUGGACAAACACUUUCUAUCUAAACUUAUGGCUUUACCUUUAAGGAACAAUUUGAGAUUGAAAUAUACUAUUUUGAAAAGUUUUAACAACCUGCUAGAGAGAAAAGAAGAACAACGUGAGAAUACUAUUGAAUCGUUUGAUUCCCGGCCACCAGUCACACCACUGUCAACAUCCCUACCAUUGAGUACUCCCUCAGUGAAUAUUCCUGUUUUCCCCCCACAAUCGACCCUCCCAGACAGAUUCAUGGACUGGCUAUUAAAAUCCAUGCCUAGUGCUACAGAUGAUCCUCACUUGAUAAAGAAUUUCAUCGAACUUUGUUAUAACUCGUCGCACUUAAAUCAGGUUUCUUUGGGGGAGAUCGUAGAACACCGCGAAUUUAUAAAACUAGUCAAGCAGCUGGCGCAGCAACUUUCUGGUGACUUAUCCAUAAAGUAUAUGAAAUCAUUACUACUAAUGGCCCUUCAGUUGUGUGUUGAGCUAUCUCAAGAGGUCAACGAGACUACACUUUCUGAUAUGAUCGACGUUUCACUGCAGUUCUUACUCGUCCCAGAAUUUGCAACAGGUGGAAUCGAUAUUCUUCUACACUGCUUACAAUUUGCACUACAUGAACGCUUCAAAAUCUACGAAGACACUACAGAUAUAGUCAUAGUAGUCCCUUCCGGCGAUAUUCGUGUGCCUCAUAGGAAGUUACUCCAAACAUUUUACUCAGAGGAAGUGAAAUUCGGAAAUUUUAUCCCAAAAUUCACAAAACUCUGUUCUCUACCACCUUGUAAUUCCCUUUCCUACGAAAUUAUUAUCCACAAAGACUUCAUGGAUAAAGUUCGUUCGUUAUUCGAUCUUUAUCGAAGUAGCUUAAUUAUUCAGAUUGAUUUUUUGAAAUUUCUCAAAAUAGUCCUGACAAGAUACGCUGAAUUCAUGCCGCAAUCAAAACGCAAGGACAUCAGUUCAGAGAAACUUCUGUCGACCGGAAUGAAGCACGCGAUGCUACAACCUAAUGCUAAUAUUAUUAGAAAUGUUGCAAAUUUUCUUCACCAUAACUGGCAGAUUGAGAAAGCGCAAAAAGGCCAGGUCGGAGCUGAUUCAGUCCUGAUAAAACAACUUUGCCAAGACAUAGAGUUGUUGCAACAUGGAGAACUCCAAGCAGGCAAUAAGCUCAUUGAUAAAGAUGGUUUCGCUAUUCCAAAAUUCAACCCAAUUUGA